AGUUGGGGCCAGGAGGAAAUGAAAGGAGAAUCUGGGCUGAAAACCUGAGGAUUGGAUCAGUUUCUGACCCCCUGCAGCCAUGGAGGGAAGCAGCAGCACUGUCAGGGCCCAGGCUCUCCUCCCUCUCCUCCUCCUGCUCCACGUGGCCACGGCAGCACCACCUCACCUCGGGGACAACUUCCUGGUGGCCUUCAUGCAGAAUGAGCUGCAGCAGAGCCUGCAGAGCGACCUCCGGCUGCUCCUCAGCGGCUCCUCCCCCUCCACCUCGGUCACCAUCUCCAUGAGGAAGCCUGGGCUGAGGAUGACUCUGCAGGUGCCUGCCGGCCAGACGGUGCUGGUGAAGAUCCCGCCCCAGGCCGAGAUGGUCGGGAGCAGGACCUUCGACAACGCCGUGGCGGUGAAGGCCUCCGGCGCCAUCUCCGUGGUGAUGGUCAACGAGAAGCCAACCUCGGUGGACUCCGCCCUGCUGGCCCCGGUCCACGCCUGGGGCACCGAGUACCAGGUGGUGACCCCCGGCGUGGGCACCGACCGCUACGGCCAGUUUGCGGUGGCCGCCUGGGACGAAGCCACCCAGGUGGAGGUGCAGCUCAAGGCUCCGGUGACCUUCCAGGGCAGGUCCUAUCCUCGGGGCUCGGUGAUCUCCCUGCGGCUGGAGCCUUUCCAGGCCGCCCAGUUCCAGAGCCCGGCAGACCUGUCCGGCACCAAGGUGACCUCGGACAGGCCGGUCGCCGUCUUCAGCGGCCACACCUGCCUGGCCAGGUUCUCCACCUGUGACCACCUGGUGGAGCAGCUCCAGCCGGUGUCCAGCUGGGGGACCACCUUCAUCGUGCCUCCCUUGCCCUUUGAGGCCCAGUCAGACAUGGUCUACGUCUCCAGCUCGCAGAAGACGACGGUGGAGGCUCAGCACGGGGCCACCAAAACUGUGCGAGCGCUCCGCGCCGGCAGGACCACCUUCUACGGCCUCCAAGCCGCCAACGCCUUGACCCUCAAGGCUGACCGCGGUGUCCAGGUCAUCUUCUUCUCAGAUGGAGGCCUCAAAGGUGACAUCUCCUACGACCCCUUCUUUAUGACCAUCCCAGACGUCUCCAGCUACUGCAGCUCCUACAAACUCUUCACCCUGGAAGGUUAUGACAACUAUGGGCUGCUGGUGGCCCAGGCCUCGGCCACGGCUGGGCUCAAGCUCAACCAAAGACCCUUGGGCAACCUCUCCUGGAAGCCUGUCCCCGGCACCGACUAUGCCUGGGCAGGGCUGAACUUGGGUAGGCAGUUUGGUGUCCACACCCUGGAGCAUGAGACCUCCCCCUUUGGUCUCCUCAGUGUUGGGGUCCGGGAGCAGAAGGCCUACGGCUUGGUGGCCAUCUGCAGCAGCGAUCCUUGCCGCCUGGUGAGCUGCCGGCCCAAGGAGACCUGCAGGGUGGAGAAGGGUGAAGCUCUCUGUGCCCAUGACUACAUGGGCACCUGCAUGGGGUCAUCACCCCUCCGGUACCACACCUUUGAUGGCCUGACCCUGCACACCCAGGGGGGUUGCACCUACACCCUGGCCAAGUACUGUGGUGAGGAUCCCACCCUGGAGUCCUUCAGUGUGGAGGAGAAGAGGACUGAAGGUGACCUCAAGGAGGAGCUGACCAACAUCUAUGUCUAUGGCUACAACAUCUCCAUCCACAAAGGAGGAAGUGGUGACAUCAAGGUCAACAACCAAGCCAUCACCCUCCCAACCACCCUGGGGGCUGAGAAGGUGCAGAUCUUCCGCAGCCAAGGUCACAUUGUCCUCCAGACCCAGUUUGGGCUCCAGGUGACCUACGACGAAGCCUGGGCCAUAGCCCUGGCCCUGCCCAGCAGCUACUUCGGGGCCACCUGUGGCCUUUGUGGCAACUUCAACGAGGACCUGGAAGAUGAGAUGAAGCUUCCUGGUGGGACUCCAGCUCCCAGCCUGGAGGAGUGGGUUGAAAGCUGGCAAGAUGCCUCCUGCCAGGUCCAUUGUGGAGAGCAGGAGGUGCUGCAGGACACAGGAGAAUGUGCUCCCAGGUGCCCUCAGAACAGCCACUUCGAGCCCUGUGGGACCUCCUGCCCGGCCACCUGCACCCAGCCGCAGGCUCCCAGCUCCUGCCUGCAGCCCUGCAGGCCGAGCUGCCAGUGCGACCCAGGCUUCGUGCUGCGGGAGGCCACCUGCGUCCCCCUCGAGUCCUGCUCCUGCUCCCACCAGGGCAGCUCCUACAAGCUGCAGGAGGAGUUCUGGGCCGACGAGGGCUGCCGGCGCCGCUGCCGCUGCGAGGCCGGCGGGAAGGUCACCUGCAGGGAGGCUGGGUGCAGAGCCCACCAGCAGUGUGUGGUGGCCCAGGGCGUCCCCAGCUGCCAGCCUGCCAGGUUCCUGACCUGCGUGGGGACAGGAGACCCUCACUACACCACCUUCGACGGCCUCCGCUUCGACUUCCAGGGCACCUGCCUCUACCAGCUGGCUGCGCUCUGCAAGCAGGGCCCCGGCCUGGUGCCCUUCGUGGUCACCGUGGAGAACAACAACCGCGGCAGCAAGGCUGUGUCCUUCACCAAGAAGGUCACCCUGGAGGUCUACGGCGACGUCAUCACCAUGAGCCAGGAGCACCCCAAGAAGGUGCAGGUCAACGGCGCCUUCGUGGAGCUCCCUUUUGGCCACAAGGAGCACUUUGAGGUCUACCACAGCGGCGUCCACGGCUUCGUCCGGACCUCCUUCGGGCUGCGGGUCAGCUUCGACUGGUACAGCUACGCCAGGGUCAUCCUCCCCGCGGCCUACGCUGGCGCCGUCUGCGGCCUCUGCGGCAACGCCAACGGCGACCCCGACGACGACUUCGCCACCCCGCAGGGCCAGAGGGCUGCUGAUGAGGUCCAGCUGGGCAGCAGCUGGAAGGUUGGAGAAGUUCCUGGCUGCUCCGCAGGGUGCGUCGGGGACUGCCCAAGCUGCAGCCAAGAGCAGAAGGAGCUCUACCGUGGGGAGCAGUACUGUGGAGUCAUCUCCAGCCCUGAAGGACCUCUCAAGGCUUGCCACCAGGUACUCAACCCGAGGUCCUACCUUGAGGAUUGUGCCUUUGACUCCUGCCACUACCGAGGCCACCGAGACACCCUCUGCAAGGCCAUCGCCGCCUACGUCACCGCCUGCCAGAGCCAGGGGGUGGCCCUGGAGCCCUGGAGGACCUCCACCUUCUGUGGUCCAUCCUGUCCUCGCCACUCCCACUAUGAGCUGUGUGGCCCCAGCUGCCAGGCCACCUGCCGUGGUGCCCAGGCCGAGCCCGAGGGCUGCUCCUCGCUUCCCUGCACCGAAGGCUGCUUCUGCGACCAAGGCUUCGUCCUCAGCGGAGCCCAAUGCGUCCCGGCCGCGGAGUGUGGCUGUGACCACCAGGGGCAAUACUACCAGAAGGGGCAGGAGUUCUACCAAGCCUCUUGCCGGGAGCGCUGCCUCUGCAAAGGCCAAGGGCUGGUGGAGUGUGAGGAGGUCUUCUGCGGCGCCCAUGAGGAGUGCAGGGUGGAGGAUGGGGUCCUGGGCUGCUUCCCUGCCAGCUACGGGCGCCUGGUGGUGUCGGGAGACCCUCACUACCUGACCUUCGACGGCAGAGCCUUCCACCUGCCCGGCUCCUGCACCUACGUCCUGGCCCAGGUCUGCAGCCCCCAGCGGCGCUUGGCCAACUUCUCGGUGCUGCUGGAGCACGACGCGGGCGGCCACGGGGGCCUGGCGCUGGUCAAGAGGGUGCAGGUCAGCGUCCACGGCGCCACCAUCAGCAUGGAGCGGGGACGCAGCUGGGAGGUGAUGGUGAACAGAGAACUCUUCACCCUGCCCCUGGUGACUGAGGACAGGAAGCUGAAGGUGAGCCAGGAGGGCAACAACAUCGUCCUGCAGACAGCCGCGGGCCUGCGCCUGCUCUACAACUCAGCCUCCUACCUCCUGCUCACCAUCCCUGACGCCUACCGCGGCCGCGUCUGCGGCCUGGGCGGCAACUACAACGGCGACCCCGGGGAUGACUUCCGGCUGCCCGGUGGCAGCUUGGCCAGCAGCACCCAAGACUUUGUCACCUCCUGGAAGGUGGAGGGGGCAGCCUGCACUGAUGGCUGCGCCCCCGAGCAGUGCCCCCCCUGUGACAUCACCGCUGCCGCCGCUGCCCCCUACAGAGCCACCGACUCCUGCGGCCUCAUCCAAGACCCCAAGGGACCUUUUGGGGCCUGCCACCCCAGGGUGAGCCCUGUGGAGUACUUCAACCACUGCCUCCACGACCUUUGUGCUGCUGAAGGAGCCAGGGACGUCCUCUGCCACAGCCUCCAGGCCUACACGGCCGCGUGCCAAGCCGCCGGCGCCGAGGUCGGCAGGUGGAGAACGGCCACCUUCUGCCCCCUCCCCUGCCCACCCAACAGCCACUACGAGCUCUGCACCAGGACCUGUGACUUCACCUGUGCCGGGCUGACAGCAUCGGUGCCCUGCAGCUGGAGCUGCUUCGAAGGCUGCGAGUGCGACGAAGGCUUCCUCUUCGAUGGCGGCGCCUGCGUGGCCCUGGAGAGGUGUGGCUGUGUCCACCAUGGAAGGUACCUCAAGUUCCGCUCGAGCUGCAGGGAGCUGGAUUUAGCUGAGCACCUCAAGCUCUGGAGCUGCUCCACCGCCCUCUGCUCUUCUCCUACCCAGGCAGGCGACACCAUCCUGGCCAACAACUGCUCCACCAGCUGCAGCUGCGACCUGUCCCGAGGCCUCCUCUGCCAGGACACCAACUGUCCCCCGGGGCAGGGCUGCACCACGCAGGACGGAGCUCAGAGGUGCACCAGGCUGGAAGGCCGCUGCCAGCUCCGCCCCGGCGCCACCCUGACCACCUUCGACGGCGCCAGCGGAAAGCUCCUGGCCAGUGGCACCUACAAGGUGGCCUCCCUGUGCCAGGAGCAGUCCCCCAGCUGGUUCAAGGUGGUGGUGGAGGUCAGCGAGUGCAGAGAGGACCAAGUGCCUGCCGCCACGGCCACCUUCGUCUUCUUCCGGGAGGCCUUCAUCAGGGUCAACGCCAAUGGGGAGGUGUGGGUCAAUGGUCUCUUCACCCCACUUCCAGCUGUGGUGGCCAAAGUCAUCUCCUUGAAGGAAGCCCUGGGGGACAUCAUAAUCUCCCACCCAUCAGGGCUGGAUGUCCUCUUCAGCCCAGGUGGGGAGGUGACAGUGACCGUUGGGGCCACCUUGGUCAAUCAGCUCUGUGCUCCAUGUGGGAACUUCAACGGAGACCCCAGAGAUGACCUGAAGCUCCCUGACGGUCGGACCAUGAGGAGCAUUGGGGAGGUGGUAGAUGCCUGGAAGGCCAAGGACUUCACAGGGUGCCAUGCCUCCAAGCUGAUGAGGACAGAGGUGGAAGCCCCUAUCUACCCCCUGCAGUAGAUGAAGCCACCUGGUGGACCCAUACCAGAAGACAAUCUU
Molecule: messenger RNA, 5404 nt
Organism: Dryobates pubescens (Downy woodpecker)
Lineage: Eukaryota; Metazoa; Chordata; Aves; Piciformes; Picidae
Product: IgGFc-binding protein-like
Exons: 12
Coding region: 80-5365 (1761 amino acids)
Source: RefSeq, a predicted model, not a curated record